Peronospora matthiolae is the source of this 831-nucleotide messenger RNA. The record is from the annotation of a GenBank genome assembly. Lineage: Eukaryota; Oomycota; Peronosporomycetes; Peronosporales; Peronosporaceae.
AUGCGAUGCGCGAGCAAGGCCGCCGAGAGCGCGUCCGCACGUCUCUGUGCGGACGCCGAAGCAGAAACCACAGUAACUGAUGUCUCAUCGGUUGCUGAAGCGACUCAGCCUGUGUCACUUAGUGAUGCAGGCGCUGGUCAUGAAGACACUCAUGUCUUCACAGAGUAUGAGCUCGGUGUCUCGUACUCACCUGAUACGGAAGACGGAUCCGUAUCGACGGCGAUCGAAUCCAAGCCGCCUGCCAAGAGUGGCAUGGAUGAUGCUAUGCGUCGUAGCAUCUUCGGUUCAUCUGAUUCAUCAGAUGAACCAUCGCCGAAGCGAAGGCGCUCGAGGUCGCGAGACUCGGGCGCUAACAGUGGUGUCGGUUCUCCUAUGGACACCACUUCGCAACGAGGUGCCAGUCCUUCCGUCGGCACGUCGCAGAAAGAGCGGGACCGCAAUGUCUUGCGUCUCGCUCCCGAGAAGAAGGCAUGGAUGCCUCCAAAAUCUGUCAUGGGUCACUUAUCGGCGAUGACGAGUGAUCGUUAUCGAACACGGUUGUUCGAUUCGUCAAGGAUCCAUCACAUGACCCCCCCAGCGCGAAAAGCGUACGCACUCGGUAUGCCCCCGUUGGUCCGUAUUGCUACGCAUGUAGCGGCUCCAUGUCGCGUAGUUGUCGCCGUCGAACUUGUCAACGGAGAUCUUGGUGGUGGCAUCAUGAGCAGAGGACAUCGUGCUUGGGCUCAUAACCAGAUGGAAGGUGUGAAGCUUGACGACCGAAACUGGGAGGGAUGCUGGGAGUCCACUCGGAAGACCGGAGAAGACACUUGGGGGGUAGAUGGAAGAUUGUAA